Messenger RNA from Puntigrus tetrazona (Sumatra barb), 3228 nucleotides. RefSeq names its product chromosome 20 C1orf112 homolog (gene firrm). Lineage: Eukaryota; Metazoa; Chordata; Actinopteri; Cypriniformes; Cyprinidae. Bases 331 to 3063 code for a protein of 910 amino acids. The record is from RefSeq and is a predicted model, not a curated record. The transcript has 25 exons.
CGUUUAAUGGGGAAUUCGUAAGAACUGUACUUACUACACAGGCGACUUAAAGUAGACUAGUGAGUUAAAUACCAACAAAGUGAUGAAAUUUACUUUGCGUAUCAUUAAGUAAGGCCACAUGACGCUUAGAAAGUCAACAAACUGGUUUCGUUUUCUUGAGGAAUCCCCAUGAAGUCCUGGCGAAUGAAGUUACCCAGCUGUAGGAAAUGUGGAGAACUCAACAUAAACGACAUAAAUAUGCUUUCAGGAUCUCGUUCACUAUCACAUGAACGCAUUUAUCAAUCGUUGUUUCCUUAAGGGAGUGGCUGUGUUUGGAAAAACGUGACCAAAAUGUCUCAAGUGACCCUUUUGGAUGAGGUCUCUCAGUGGAGCAUAGAGACAUGUCAACAAGAGCUCAAAACGGUCCUGCCCAAAUUGGUUGCCAUGCAUCAUGACACAGACAGCUGGGAAGAGCACACAAAUAUUCUGCAAAUUCUCACAAGGCAGUUCCUCCCUCAUCUUUCUUUAUCUGAAUUAGAGGCAGGAUGCUUUUCCACAGUCUUGCCCAAGGUGGUAAAAGUGUUUGCAAGUCUUCUGGAAGAAAUCAGCAAGCAAAUUGGAGGCCUUUCUAGUCAAAACACAGACCUGCAUGUAUUUUUGAGAAACAUAUUGAAGAUGAUGGUUCAGACCCUGGAGUCUCUCUCUGGCUGUGUGCGACGUGUCUGUUCCUUUGACGGGUCUGUCUCUUUUGAUGCAAUUCGCUCUCUUCCCACUUGCAUCCUCAGAGUCCUAAAGGACACAUUCCAGCACUGCAAGGACAGUGAGGUCAUGUACAGUGGAAGACUGUCAUUGGUGGGCGAUCUCCUUCAGGGCCUGUUUAAAGAGGCCUAUUCUUUGCAGAAGGGCCUGAUGGAACUGUUAGACAAAAUUAACUUGGAGGACACUGCUUCUGAGGAGGAAGUGUCAGAUAUCGUCACAGUGAUUCACAGUCUGCUGGACAUUUGCUCGAUCAUAUCCAGAUUGGACAUUGCAUUACAUGCCAACACAUGGAAGUUUAUCGUUAAACAGAGCGUGAAGUACCAGUCUCUAGUAGAAGAUCGGCUUCACCACAAUGACAUAGCCUUAUCGUUGUGCGAAGACCUGUAUACGUCUGUUCAGAACUGUUUUGAGCUGGCUCAACAGAUCCAACAGGCAGGCCUACGGGAAGUCGUGCACUGUCCUGAAUACCGGCUUUUCCAAAAAUCAACAAAGAUGUCUAAGUUUUUUGCCAACACAUUAGUCCAUUAUACAAAGGAAUUUAAAGCAUUUCUUGCCAAGUCCUGCCAUCGAUUUCACCAAUUGCAUCUCCAAAUUCAUAGCAAGUUCCCUCCCUCUGUGUGUGCCCCGUCUGUGCCCUCUGAACUCAGUGAGGAGCUGAGAGUAGCGGUUCUGGUUCCCAUGGAUGCCAUGCUGACGCAGCUGCUCUCCUUCCGACCCUUUGUAGAAUCUGUUCUGGACCCAGAAUGCAAGUGCAGUACUGAGCUUUGCCUACCACAGUGUCUGCUACUGGUGAAUGUAUUGGGUAAAUUCUCCUCCCAGCCAGAGGAGGUGCUGCGGCUAUGGAGUGAUGGCAGACAGUUUUCGGAGGAAACUCCCAGGUGGUCUGUGUUUGAGGCAGUGUUGCAGAGUUUUCGGUGGUGUGUGUUGGAGCGUGCCAUGCCGGUGUGGUUGCCGGGAGUAAUGCUUCGGGGGCAGGCUCAGGGUAGAGUCAGUCUGCACCAGCAUGUGUGUGUGCAUAUGUGUGCUUGUGUGGCUGUUCUGCCUGCUCAGAACUUCGCUGCAUUGGAGCGGUCACUAUUAGCUGCCAUAUUGCAGGCAGACAUGCAGACGGCUGUCUUGGCCACAGAUGUCUGGUGUUUCCUGGCACGAUAUGGCACUGGCGAGUUGUGUUUUCAACAUGUUCUCCUCAUUGCUCACCUGAUAAGGUCAUGUCCUGUUGAGGGUUAUCAGUUGGUUCACUUGGCCCUUCUGCUUAGACGCCUGCUAUUUCUCAUGACACCAAAACAUCAGGUGGAGUUUGUGGAGCGCUUCUCUCCUGCUCAGGAGGAGAACCUGUGCGUGUGGCGCCACACUCUGUUGAGGUCUCUGUGCACAGAGGCACGUACGCACGUGGAGCGGGAGAUGCUUGCUGGGGCCUCUGUUGUGCUGCAGGAAUGGCAGAAUAACGGCUACAGGAUGGGAGAUAUACCAAGACUUAACCGGAUACUAAGCUGUGUGCUGAUAUUGAUGGGGGGAGGCAACUUGCAGGCUGAACGUGAGAUAUCUUUUGUGAAGAUCAUCUCUCAGCUGUGGAGUCGCAUGAGUAGCAACCAGGUGCAGGUUCAUCCUCCUCUUCAGUGCACUGUAACAUUACUCCUGUCAAUAUCAGCUGUUCUGAUCAAAAGUAUAGAACCACAUGUCAUUGUUCAGGCCGUUUCCUGUUUGAGUGGGUUGACUAUUAAAAAAUGCCCCGAUGACCUUCUUUUAGCUGCGUUGGAGUUUCUUGCUUCCAUGGGAAGACUAUUUAUUACUCCAAAUAUUCAGUGCCAGGUUUUGCCCAGAAUCAGUGGUCUGUUUAAUGGUCUCCUGACUCACCCAUCCUGGCUGGUCUUCCAUCAUGUCCUGGAGGCCUUUGGCCUCUUUGCAGAGAUAACCAACCAUGAGGAAGUGAUUUCUCAGGCAUUGACAUCAGAGGACCUCAAAUCUAAAGUGUUAAACUUCCUUAGUAAGACCAUAACAAACCAGGAAUCGGAGGAAGCAAAACUAGAACGUCUGAAGGAGUGGAGGAGUUUAAUAGAGAAACACUGUGAGCAAAUAGAGUGUGAGACCAGAUCACUCGUACACGCGCCACUUAAUGAGGAGCCUUGUCCGAAGAGGGCAAGACAAGAGACGAAAGUAGAAGAGGAGUAUGAGCGAUACCUCCAAACAGCAGAAAGUGCCUUGAAAGCCCUGCAGGCAAUAGAGGAGCCUGGCCACAACCCGUCCCCUCCACAGUGGGUCAGGACCAGACUUGAGGUCUUACAGGCACUGAUAACUCAAAUCAACACUACAACAGAGCAGUCCUGAUUCAACCACAACACUUACUUAUGGCUGCUUUAAACGCAAUGCUGUCUUUGUUCAUGUCACUACACUUACUGAAGCCAGCCAAGAUGUUUGUUUAAAAGUAUUUUUUUAAGUUUAUAUGGAAAAGGGUUAAAUGUAUUUUAAAAUAAAUAAAGACCUUUAAAAUGA